AGUCGAAGCUCUCUCAAGCUUCAAUUGAUUAAGUAGUGUGUUUGCAAAGAAGGUAGGGAAAUGGCUUCCUCCGUGCUCUCAUCGGCAGCUGUUGCCACCGUGAGCCGUGCCACCCCGGCUCAGGCCAGCAUGGUGGCACCUUUCAGCGGACUCAAGUCAGCARCUGCCUUCCCUGUGACCCGCAAGGCCAACAACGACAUCAGCUCCCUCCCCAGCAACGGUGGCAGAGUUCAGUGCAUGCAGGUGUGGCCACCACUCGGAAAGAAGAAGUUCGAGACCCURUCUUACCUCCCACCACUCUCUCCUGAAUCAUUGGCAAAGGAAGUUGACUACCUCCUGCGCAUGGGAUGGAUUCCUUGCUUGGAGUUCGAGUUGGAGCAUGGGUUCGUGUACCGUGAGAACAACAGAUCCCCUGGGUACUACGACGGGCGCUACUGGACCAUGUGGAAGCUGCCCAUGUUCGGCUGCACUGACUCGUCUCAGGUUUUGGCAGAGCUGGAAGAGGCCAAGAAAGCCUACCCCAACGCCUUCAUCCGGAUCAUCGGUUUCGACAACAAGCGCCAAGUGCAGUGCAUCAGUUUCAUUGCCUACAAGCCUCCUAGCUUCUAAACUUUUAAGGGUCAGCCUUGGGUUGGGUGUCCUGAGAACCCUGCCUCUUCCUCUUUCAAUGGAAUUUCUCUAUGUUUAUUUGUCGACUCUACUACACAUAAUUAUAUAGGAGACAGUGUGGGCGAAAUGUACAUUGAAGAGCAAUACAUAGAAUGAGCAACUACUGUCCUCUUUUUGCAAAACUAAAGUUUCUUGAAUCUA
Molecule: messenger RNA, 810 nt
Organism: Nelumbo nucifera (sacred lotus)
Lineage: Eukaryota; Viridiplantae; Streptophyta; Magnoliopsida; Proteales; Nelumbonaceae
Source: RefSeq, a predicted model, not a curated record